AUGACUAUUUUUCAGAGGCAACGGAAGAUGCUCCCAUCUGCUCACCCAGGCCAGGAUCGAAGAGGUGAAAGGCAAGGGAAGGGAGGCAUGGAGAAAUUUUAUCAUUUACUAGACCUGUGUGUCAAACACCACACGUUUCUGGGCAUGAGCUUUUUGAGCCUCCUGACCGCCGGCGGGGAGCGCCUCUUCUCUAGCGUGGUAUUCCAAUGCCCCUGCAGUGCUACUUGGAACUUGCCCUAUUCCAUUACCUUCUUCCUACUUCCAGCCCUGAUACUCUUCUCUUUGGGCUGUGUGCUGAGUUCUCAAGCCGGGAAGCUGGUGACUGGUUGCUGCGCCCAGGACCCAGGGGACGAGCAUAAUGGCUCAUGCUGCCAAACUAAACGGCAACCGUGCAAGAAGGUGGCGAAGUGGUGUCGCAUCUUCUUGAUCGCUGCGGUGGCGCCAGUCACCUGGAUCGCAGUGGCAUUCCUUGGCGGUGAUUUUUUUGCGUGCGCCGCUAGUGCUAGCUCGUGGGCGCAGAAAAGCUUGUGCGACAAACAGUACUCCGGCUGUUUGGGAAAAGUGGCGAACAUAACCUGCCAGAAACAAAUAUCCGGGCCAACUGAAGCGUUCUUGAAGGAGUUAAGGGCUGUGUCCCAGGUGGCAGGCUGGUCCUUGAUAGCUUUAAUGACAGUUGCCUUUGUGAUAUUCAAGUCCUGUACUUCUUGCACAUCUCCAGUUAGUUUUCUUCACUUCAGGUUCCUGAAAAUCUAUGAGAAAAAGGAACAAGAGAUAUUAAAGACUGAAAUGAAGAGGCUUGCUACUGAAAUGGCAAAAAAGAAUGUCAACUACUUCUUUAAAAAUUCCUAUGAGAAGGAGGAUAUAAAAAUCCCAAACCCUACGGCCUGGAAGGAGAUUUCAGCAGUGUAUGAGAUCGAUGAAAACUAUUGUAGUUCAUUACACGAAUAUGUAUUGUGUGGAGAUGCAAAGGAUGGAAACUCUGCAAAGACGCAGGGACAGUCUCACCCAGAGUCCCAGGCCGAAGAAGUAGCUCCCAGUCAAGAUCUUGCCUAAUUGAGAUUAAGGGGUUUAAGCAGUUCUCCACACCAAGAACAUCAUCAAUGGACUUAGGAGCAUAGAUUUAAAGUGGAGAGUGACUUCAUUUUGCAAAUGAGGCCCAGGAUAGUUAAUUGAAAACAUUUUGAGUUCAAUUUUUUGCAAAGACACUAAUUUUGUUAAUAAACUGGAGCCACAUUUCAUCGCAAUUUCUCUUUUGGUAUUGGUUUGUCUUUAAUUGAGUUUUUUUAUUUGUUCUUUUUCUAGUUUUUUAGUUGUAUGAGCAAUUAAUUGAUUUGCUUUUUCUCUAUUUUAUUGAUAUAAGCAUUUCUAGAUCUAAAAUUUCCCCAAGUCCUGUUUUGCCUGUAUCUCAUAUAUUUUGACAUAUUUUCUCAUUGUUGUCAUUCCCUCUAAAGAAAUUAUCGAUUGUUUCUUUGACCCACUCAUUUUUCAGAAUUAGUUUCCAAUAAGUUAUUAAUUUGUCUUCCUUUGGCCCCUCAUUGAAUAAAAUUUUU
Gracilinanus agilis (Agile Gracile Mouse Opossum) is the source of this 1550-nucleotide messenger RNA. RefSeq names its product calcium homeostasis modulator protein 6-like. Gene Ontology annotation, molecular function: monoatomic cation channel activity. Bases 1 to 1053 code for a protein of 350 amino acids. The transcript is spliced from 3 exons. The record is from RefSeq and is a predicted model, not a curated record. Lineage: Eukaryota; Metazoa; Chordata; Mammalia; Didelphimorphia; Didelphidae.